CGGAUAGUGGACAGAAGUCGUCCAUGAUAGUCGGAAACCGGGUCUACGUUGAAAGCGUCGGCAGAUGAAAUUCCGAGGAGAGAGUCGGUGGGAUCAAUAAAAUCCUUGUCGUAGAGUCGCGCAUGACGGAAUUUAUUUUACGAAUUUCUUAAGGUUAUGAAAGGAACCCGUGUUAGAAAACAGUGUCACACUGAACGUGACAGGUAAACAACCGUGGUAGAUUCACUUAAAUGCAGAAAAAUGUUCGAGGGUGCUAUAGCAGCGUUCCUGAACCGGCUCCUGGGCAAGUACGUUGAAGAUUUGGACACUGAGCAGUUUAAUGUCGGAAUUUUUUCCGGUGAUACAUGUUUAACCGAUCUUAAGUUGAAACCCGAAGCUCUGUACCAGCUUGGUCUUCCCAUUAGGGUAGAAGUAGGGCUCAUAGGAAAGAUCGUUUUAAAGAUUCCAUGGUCUGGAUUAUUUUCCCAACCCAUUAUCCUCAGUAUCGAGGAUGUGUACAUAGUAGCUGUACCUGCUGCUUAUGGUACUUAUGAUGCAGAAGUACAAAAGAAAUUAAUAAGGGCUGAAAAGAAAAAGAUAUUGGAAGAUUUAAGGGAGGAUGAAGUUCAUAAAGCAGAAUUCUUUGAUAACAUAUUCACGUCAGUGACAAAGAACUUUCAAAUUACUAUCAAUAAUGUACAUAUUAGAUAUGAAGAAAAGUUAAAUGAUUCUCUGUGUGCAUGUGGUAUCUGUAUACAGAGUAUAUCUGUGAUGACUACAAACAGCAAAUGGAAACCUGGUGUUUGUGGAAAUAAUGUGAACACAGUUUAUCAAUUAGUAAGAGCAGAAUCUCUCAGCAUGUAUAUGGAUCAUGACACUGAAUCUUCUCUCAUGAGCAACAGGUGUGAUUGGGACAUAUCUACUUUCCUAGAUUGGAAAGACACAAUGCAUAGGUCUCUGCAAACUUUUGGUGUUGGAAGCAAGGAAUUUCAAUUCCUUCUAAAACCUUUCACGGCAAAAAUAAAGGUAAUUAUACACAAAGGAAACGAGGCUCAACCAUGUCGUAUGUUAGUUGAUAUAGUUUUACAUGAUGUUGCGAUGCAAGUUACAGAACAGCAAUAUAUUACUUUCUGUCAUCUUUAUGAUUCGCUGGAACGUGCAAUUAUCAAUAAACCUUACAUCAAGUAUCGUCCUAAUGAAACUGUGUUGAUGAAUUCAUUGGCUUGGUGGAAGUAUGCCUACAAUUCGAUUCUAGAGUACAAUGUGAGACCCUAUACUUGGCCGAGAAUUGUUGAACACAGGAAAAACUACAGGAAGUAUAAAGAAACCUGUCUCCAGAAUUUACUUCGACCAAAUGAUACAGAACUAAAGUUAGAUUUACAGAAGUACGAAGAUUGUUUGACGAUAUUGAAUAUAGUAAUCGCCAGAGAACACGCCAGACAAGAAUUGCAAAAUAAAACUAUGGAAGAGAAGUCUCAGGAUUUGAGUAACGUUCAUUCGGUACAAAAGAAUUCGUCUUCAUCCACAGAAGAGCAAGCUCCGAAUGCCGAGAACAUCGAAAUGCAUGAAACCAAAAUGUUAUCUCAGAAUAAUGUCAAUAACGGAUUAGACAAAAAGUUGAAGUUAGAAAAGCCACCGCAACCUAAUGAUUAUAAAUUUAAUUUCACUUUGGCAAACGCUUGUUUGAGUUUUCUCAACAACAGCGACAGAGAAAUUCUUGUUAUAACUAUGACGCAAUUUCUGACGAGCAUCGAGAUACAACCGAUCAUGUCUGCUUUUAAGGUGUCUGCUCGGGCUGAGAGCUUUGUAGUGGAAGGUGUUUCACCAGAAGGUGACCUGGUACCUCUAAUCACUGUAGACAACAUUCUUACAGACAACGUGUCGACCAACUUUCUGGCAAUAGACUUCGAGAAGAAUGGAGAUAAUGUGGACCCAACUUUCGAAGUUUCUUUAAAACUUGAACCCGUUGAAAUUACAUAUUACCAUCAUGCCGCGAUGGAGAUUAUACAGUUCUUUAAACUGAACGACACAAAUAUUCGUACCACGAUUCUGUGGAUGUACAAGCUUUACGAGUACAUGAAAGGGAAUCUUUUGGCUUUGACGGACAAUAUCAUUUCUCAGACCCUACGGAUCAGUUUCAAAAUUGACAUUAAAGGGCCGUACAUCGUGUUUCCUGAACACGGAUCGAUACAGAAAGGCGGACACAUUCUCGUUCUGGAUUUCGGUAACGUGAGUGUGUCCAACGAACUUCAAGCGACCAACUUGCAGCUCGAAGAUGCCACGCUCAUGGAACUAGAAGAAUUGCUCUACGAUAGGAUACACUUAGUAUUCUCUGGAGCACAAAUCUUGUUCUGUCAUUCAGGAGACGACUGGAGAACAGCCAGGAAAAGAAAAGACUCCGAGUGUCACUUUGUACAAAAGGUACAAGCGAACACAACUAUCUCGUACAGUAUAAAACCAGAGUACCAUCAAUUACCCAGGACCAAGGUGAACGUUUCGAUUUCAAGCAUCAAAUUCAAUCUGUCUGAGAACAAGAUACAGAUGAUCGUUCACUUUUUGAAUUUAUUGUUGUUGACCUACCAGCAAAAUUUUAAAAACUGUGACUUCAAUUGGAAACAAUACAGUUCAAAGAAGAGUUCCGAUGAUACUGUUGUAACGUUAAAAAAGUUGAAAAAUGUUCAGCGCAGCGUAUGCAUGCUAUCUAUUGGAACAUUACAGAACAAGUUUAAUCAUGUUACCAAAGAACUGUUGGCCAGUAACGUGCAGAAACAGAAACUCGAUAGGAGUGUUGUAUCUUCGGAGAUUAGCGAAGAAGAUUUGGAAUUAUUGUCUAAAACUAUCAAUUUAUCUGGAUUCGAUGAUAACGUGUCCCCGUGUAAUCAUAUCAACUUGUUACUAAGAUUUGCCAUUGGAGAGCUAUCGUUUCACUUGGUAAGCCUCAAUCAUGGAAGAGAAGAGCCUUAUUUAAAUUUGAGGCUGCAUGGAUUGUACCUUGAGACUGCCCUUAUGGUGUAUGGUCCAGCAAUUCAGUUCGGAGUAGGAUCUAUACUUUUGGUGGAUAAAACUAAUGCGGGUGUAACAGGAUCCUACUUGGAGUUAAUAUCAACCGAAGAGCCCCAUGAAGUUCUUGUUGUAUCGUACCGUAAGGUGAAAUCGAACUGUCCCGACUUUAAGUCGCAUUUCAGAAGCAUCGAAAGAUCGCUCAUCAUAAACAUUCUUAGUAUUCACAUAAAUCUUCACAGACCGGCGCUAAUGAAAUUGCGAGAAUAUUGGUUCGGUUUAAUCAAUACACUCGAGAAGAACAAUCUAAUCAGUUUCGCAGAGAAAGUAUUCCGCACUAUAGCACAGUGGAAAAUAAAGGAUAAUGAUCCACCCAUUCCUCCAGGUGCCAUCAAGUUGAAUUAUUCUGCGAGACUCAGCGCGCUCGUUCUUCGAUUUUGCGACAAAGACAUGGACCUGUUAGAGAUACAAGUCCUUGGAUUGGAGAACGACUGCAUUUAUAAUGCCAAUGAGAGGAUGGUUUUACGCGCUCAUUUGAGGCACUUAUUCGUCGAAGACUUACACGACGAUACCCUGUAUUCAAAACUCUUGACCACCGAUGAGGACAAAGUACUCGACUUGAAAUAUGUAAGACACAUGCCAAGACUGUACACGUAUUCCGACAUCGACACCAAGAAGGAUGACGUGAUGUCGGAUGGAACUUUCAAGCUCUCCAUUGGAAGAAUUAACUGUGUACUAGUUUCUAAAAUAUUGCACGAUUUAAAGCACUUUUUAGCGCCGUUCCUUUCAACGUACUGUAUGCAAUUUAAAAAUUAUUUGACCGAUAAAAUCCGUGAUGGUAUCAAAGAUUUUAAGAAGAGCGCUACGAAAUUGCACAUUUUUAUCGAUAUUCAAGGCCCUAUAUUUCUCCUACCGCAAAGGAAAGAUGUUCCUAGUCUUUUGGUAUUAAAUACAGGUGUUUUAUCGAUGGAAAAUUUUUUCAAGAAGGUCGAUCAAUCGACUGAGAAUUCUAGAAUCGAUGGAAAUCAUUUGAUAAUCGAUAAUAUCCUGGUGAAAUUGAAGAAUCUGACUGUAUCCAGAGCGAUCAUGACGCUAAGUAGGGAUUUGGAAAUUCAGGAACCGAUAGUAGAACCCAUACACAUUCAUUUCGACAUUAAAAGGAAAACUGAGUAUCGCAGUGCGAUGGAGUUCCAAACGUAUGGGUUGUUUAAUGUGCAAGGUACUAUGGAUUUCGUGCACAUCAAUCUGAGCCAAAGAGAUUUAAAGUCUAGCAUUCUGGUGUGGAAAGACAACAUCUCGAAGACUAUACUAUUCGAGGAUAUGCAUGAAAACGAAACACACUUGGACGUAGAAGAAGAAUUGACGAAAUCUAAUCAGGACAUGAUGGUGAAGAAACUGGAAGACUUUCUCACCCACAACGAGAACACUGUGUGUGAAGUGAAUGCGAAGCUAACUCUUGAAGGAUUACAAUUAAAUUUGUUCUUGGACUCGGAAGAGGUAUUAAGUUCACCUGUUCGUGACUUGAAUCAUGGUCUAUGCAGACUAACUUUUGGAGAGCUAAUCAACACUUAUGCAGUCUACAACGACAAGAGUUUGAAGAUGAAGAUGUCUCUUCAAAGUUGCAUUUUGCAAGACACCAGGAAGGAUUCUCAAGCUAUAAGAAAGAUAAUCCAAUCGCCUGCAAAAUUAAUCGGAGCGCAUCCAGAGUCCUGUAUUUCUGUGUCAAUGUCACCUAUCGUUGACAUUGCGUACACUCGUACCCCUACCGGAGAAAGGUGUCUUGACGCGCUGAUUCAGGAGGUCAGAAUGAAUUUGUCUGUGCCGUUUGUAAUGCAUUUGACACGAUACAUCAUGGACUCGAUACCGGCCGAUCAGAUCGAGGAAGGAAUCAUUAAUCACGGAUACGAGAGCAACAAUCAGAAAACAAACAGGGACAUUAUCAGCAUAGACAGAGAUAAAUUAAAAUACGCACAAUACUUUAAGGAAGAGCCAGAUGCUUCUGUAUCUGUGAGAAUACACAAGCCAGAGAUCUUGCUUUUCGGAGACCUGAAAUCUAGCAACUCGCAUGUGAUUCUACUGCAAGCAGAGGUGACAAUCGAGAGCAGCAGGCACAGCUGUUCGUCGUCAAUUGUUUGCACCUUCACCGAUGUUCGGGCAAAAUCUAAAAGGCAAGGAAACUAUGCGAAACAGACUCCAUACUGGUUACUAUGCCCUUGCGACAUCGAGAUUUGCAGGAAGGAAGAAGCGCCAGAGUUCAAUGCCGAUUAUACAGUCACUGUUAACGCCAUCGACAUCCACUUGUCUGCAGAAAUCAUCCACACGUUCAUUGACAUACUGAACGAAGCAACGAGUUUCCUGGAAAGCAUGCACAUAAAAGCGGAAGAGAAGUCAUUCAAUCCGGAUUUCAAUGCACACUUUAACUUGUGGACACCGAAAAAAAUAUCAAAUGUACCUUACAAGAAAACCAUCAAUGAUGAUUUGAAUCUGCUAUGCGAAUGCAGCGAUAAAGUAGUGACAUUGCACCUCAAGCCUCUGGUCAUUUCUUUGUUGCUGGAGAUUGAGUACUCGACGGAGAGAUUGCCGGUUAUCAAGAUGGAGAACAUAGUAACUGCCUCCAUCAACGAUUGGUUUAAUAAUUUCUCUUUUGAGUCCAGCAUGAAGUUUCACGCAUUCUGUUAUAACGCUGAUUACAAAAGCUGGGAGCCAUUGAUCGAUUUGUGUUCUGAUGACGAUAUUAAUUACAGACCAUGGGAAUUAGUAAUAAAGAUGCGUCACGGCGAAGCUUUCAUGGUAAAUUCUAAUUGGACCGAUCCGUACCAGCAAAUAAAACAAGACGCGUUGAAGACUAAAAAGAGGGGAUUAAAGAGCAUUGAUCAAGACUUUACGGAUAUGGUUUUCAUAUCUCCGGAUCACUUGGCUGUGCCGAAGCCAAAUGAGACUGAAUUGUAUGCACCGUAUGAAGAAGAUUCUGAUACAGAUGAUGACGAGAGUCAGAAGAAGUUGACGAGGACGUCCAAUUAUUUAUUUAAUAGUAAUAGCAGCGGCGACGAGGAUAGUGAUAGCGAUAACUCCAGCACAAACGAGGAUGAAGGACUGGAAUUGACACCGGAAUGCAACGUGGAUUCCUUUGGUCCGAUCGGUCGCGAAUCGAUAAAGUCCAACGACAUGGCUGUCUACAUCACCAUCUCCGCGGAAGAGAAAUUGAAUUUCAUAGUCACCCCGAACUUGAUUGCUGUCAUCGACGUUAUCAUGAAUGCGUUCCACCAAGCCAAUAGUGGAAUACCAAUAGUACCUACCAGCAUCAAAAAACUCAAUCUGCAGAACGCCAUCGGUUACGAAAGUCGAAUAGAAUUGCUUGCUUCGGAAAAUGUCAGGGAAGAUAACAAAACCGUUACGCGCGUUCUAGCGAGCCAAGGCUACCAUAAUGUAGAUUCACCAGUGAGUAUUCCAAGUAGCCCGGAACCAGAGAUUCAGUCUACCCAUGGCAGUCCGCAAUGGGCAGAGAAUGACAUGGAGUUCGCAGAUCCUAAUCCGAAUCUGCAAAAUCACACGAUGCCGAUUAAGGAAAUAUUUCAAGACGAUUCUUCCAUUAGAAUAUACAAGACAAUCACAGGAGAAGUAUUGCGUGUUAUUGUUCAAGGAUUCGAAAACGUACUUGUCUACUGUCCUAUGCGACAAGGUUGCAAUUUGGUUCCAUUGCGACCGAUCAGGCACGAAGUCCGUUAUCAUUUGGUCAUUGACGCUACCAUAGAUAAUUAUUUGCAUCGUACAAUUACCGUACGAUCACCGUUACAGAUCAGAAAUGAAACUUCUUAUGCAUUGGGUCUUUAUUAUAAAAAAUCAUUGUUGGACAAACUGGGACUGACUUCUAUAGGCGUGCCAACAAACCCAUUCGACGACAAUAUUAGAAUGACAAUCAUUGAGCCAGAUUCUACUUACAAUAUUCCUUUAUAUAUAGCUUAUCAUUUUCCUAUAUAUAUACUACCCGCUUAUUUAGAGAAAUACCAUGUCAGCGAGGAAGGAAUCUAUUGGAAAGAACUGAGCGCGUCGAUGAACAUAGCCAGAGACAUUUAUUGCAACAUGAAGGAGGAUGAGAAUCAUUCUGUGUUUUGUGUCAAGGUCUCUUGUAACGAAGUUCCAUUAACCACAAGACCAAGCUGCCAAGUACCGAGUUACUUGAUAAGCAUCCACUCUCCACUUAUUUUCAACAAUCAGUUACCAUUCGUUGUAGACGUGAAUAUACCCUCUAUCAACUAUGAAGUGAAAAUUGAACCCGGGGAGAAAAUCAAUAUGCACUCCUUAAACUGCAACAAUGACAUACAAUUUAUAUUCAAGAUUCAGAAUUAUUUGGGCGGAUAUUGGACCGGCUCAGCAAAAUUGAAUACUAACUUGGAAAGAAAAUUCAUUCUGAUGACAGCGGACAGUGAAUCAGACUUGACCAAACCUUUCCUGUUGAAUAUAGAAUUGUGUAAGAUCACAAGUUGGCACAUUGUUAUUCAAUCUCAAUAUUGGAUAAUAAAUAAAUCUGGAUUGCCUCUGUAUAUUCAGGAGUGUCAUUCCCACAUAAUCAACGAAGUUCCUGAAGAAGAGUUGAUUAUAUUCUCCCAGAAGAAUAACAAGAAGGGUACGGUCAGGCUGAAAGCUCAUCAGUCCGAGUGGUCCCUACCAUUUGGUCUUGAAGGAAUUACUUCGAUGUCCUUGAUCGUGUGCAAGGAUACAGAACGCGGAAGGAAGUAUAGAAUCCUGACGGAAAUCGAGAGCUCACGUUUGUCGAACUUCACGAAAAUCAUAACGUUCUUACCCUAUUUCUACAUCAGUAACAAAACGAAAAGAACUCUGAGAUUUAUGGAGGAGAAUGAUCAAGCAGACUUAUGGAACGACCUCCUGCCUGGACAGAGUAUGCCAUUUUGGCCAAUGACUGAUUCGAUGAGGAUGAGGAUAAAGUGGAGAAACAGUCAAUUAGUGUCUCAACACUUCGGUAUUACUCAUAUAGGGAAGACUGUUUUGAGAAUGGACAACGGAUCAGCUAUCACCGUGGAGAUCAAUGGCGGAGUGAAUUCUCCUUACAACAUCACAUUCCAAAAGUGCGUGUCUGGUGAUAUACCAGUGAGGAUAGAUAAUUUCUGCGACGAUCUGUUUCUGAAGAUCAGCCAGCACAACUUGGGGCAAGUGGCAUUGGUGAAUCCGUUCCAAAGCCUUUUGUACACAUGGGAUGAUCCUACGAAGCCCAGAGAACUCAUAUGGAAUGUCUACAACAAUAAGAAGACUGGAUACGACGCCAAGUUCGAAAAAGACGGAUGUGGCCAAGAGAUUGUUCCUCUUGUGAUCGUUGACACAUGCAACAGUGUGUCCUCCUCUACUUAUUCAUACAAACAGGGCAACAAUAAGUCAACGUGGUUGGAAACCAAAUCUGCAAGUUUCAGCGGCAGUGAGAAGAGCAACGUCUGCGACGAGGAUCUAAAGUCACCGACACUGAAACGCUCCCAGACAGAACAAACCACUGUUGUUUAUUGGGUGAGCUAUAUGCAGAGCAAUCAAAGGGUCUUGUUGUUCACUCAACAGGAGGCAGUGUUUUUAAAAGCGAAGAACAUCAUCGAUCCUGAACCAAGCAAAAAAGAGAUAUUCGUUUCCUUUGCUGGCAUUGGCGUUAGCAUUGUAACAAAAUCAAACGAAAUACUGAGGGAGUUGGUGUACGCCAACGUGACAGACUCUGCGGCUCACUGGGAGCUUUACUUUGGCAGAAAAUGGAAAAGUUUAUCGCUGGAGUUGAGCGCAUGGAUAGAGAGCAAAUAUGUAAAUUCUUGUAAAAAGGCUCAGUUAGACAAUUUAAUUGACGUUGAUCUUGUAAAAAUGCACAUAACUAAGCCGUUCUUUGGAAAACUGAGAAGAACCUACUCUCCAGCCAUUUGGUUGCACAUUAGGAAAUCUAUGACGUUGACUUACUUGCAAGGACAUGUGCAUAGAAUACAGAUUGAUAAUCAAAUCCGUAAUACAACCUUCCCAGUAGUUUUAUACUCGAACUUGCAAAAGAGUGUUUUCAAUCACGUUGGAAACCCUAAAUUGAAGCACUGUAUUGAAUUUACUGGUUUGAAGCAAAAGAAGCUAAAUUAUAACGUUUACAAAGGUAUUUGCAUCAUAAUUCGGGAAUUUGAUUUGAAUCUACAAGAAGGUUUCCUUCUCUCUUUAAUCGACUUAAUCCCAAAGAAACCGGUGACUAAAUAUUCUAUUGCUGCAAAACUGAGGAAAGACGUUUCGAGCGUGCACAUUUUGCCUUCUAACAGGAAUAACGAGUUGCAGAGUUCGUCUGUUAAAAAGAGGAAUAUAAUAGAACAGUUGUAUAUUUCUCCGAUCUUAGUACGUUUAAUAUUGCUGGCUGACACAGAGAGACCUAAUAUUUAUAAUAUCAGUGAUAUUGCAGAUUAUAAAAAUAUUGUCAGAUUUAUUUUUGAAUACUCUGAGAAUGGGAGCUCCGAAAAACAUGCUGAAUUCAGACUCCCUUGUUACCAAAAGAACUUUAUUACCGUUAAUAAUGCGGAACUUUUGUUUGAUUUAUCACGGUCAUAUGCGGCUCAAGCUAUGCAACAGUUUCAGGUGUUGAUUCGCUCAACUACCGUUCUAGGAAAUCAGUAUGGCUACAACUUUAAAUCACCAGGAGAUAACUUUUACGAGGCUAAUACCUUGAUUCUGUGCGGUGACGAAAUAGCAGAGAAACUGAGCCACGAGAUAGCAUGUCAAUUGGGCUAUGCCACGGUAGACUCUAUACAGACGACAGCCUUUAAUUUUGACUUUGAACUUCACGUAACACCAGUUAAGACAAAAGAGCCAUGCUUUCAAAACCAGGAUGUACCUCCUUUGAAUCCUUUGAUUCGUACCUCAUUUUCUACAGAGAUUGAAUUAGAAACUUCCAACUUAGUGACUGCGUUUAUAAAUAGUGUUCACCAGGAAGAGUUGAAGUAUUUCUUCAGAACCUUAGGAAAGAAAACAUCAAUAUUUUUUCAUACUGAAAGUUCCUCCCUGAAAGCUUACUCGAAAGUGAUAGCGGACAUAAUUAAAAGGGCACAAGAAAUAGGUCAUAAGUUUAUAUCUCGCAUACGCUUACCACGUUACGUCAAUCCAUAUAAGGGAAUCGAGAUAUUCUCAGUUCACAAAGCGAAAGGAAUGCACAUUUUGACUUUAAUAAAUAAAAAUCCUUGUAUGGAAGCAGACACGUAUUGGGCGCAUGCUGCUUUGUCUAACGAUGGGAAACAUAUAGCACUGGUUUCUUUGCAGCGUCUAUACUUUAUCGAGAAAGGAUGCGUAUGGGGAUCUUUGAAUGUAAAAUGGACAUUGGAAACACAUCAGCUGCUAUCACCUACAACUGUAGUCAAUAAUAAACUAAUCCUACAUGUGAACAAGAACGAAGACAGCUUAUCGCCCAUGGGAGAUUGGUAUUUGGAAAGCGAAGCGACAGAUAUUCUGGAGUGGCUGUGCCAGAAAAUAAAUAUAGCCAUGAUCUUGAACAUGGAGAACGGUAUAUGUUCAAACCAAGUUGUGUAACUGGAACCCAAACUAUAAAAGAAAGAUCAUUGUAUAUUUAAAUUAAUCAGGCACAAUAAAUUCUCCAAUGAACGCAA
Molecule: messenger RNA, 10592 nt
Organism: Megalopta genalis
Lineage: Eukaryota; Metazoa; Arthropoda; Insecta; Hymenoptera; Halictidae
Product: intermembrane lipid transfer protein VPS13A
Biological process (GO): protein retention in Golgi apparatus; protein targeting to vacuole
Source: RefSeq, a predicted model, not a curated record